Messenger RNA from Maylandia zebra (zebra mbuna), 2029 nucleotides. It is a transcript of the gene stxbp1a, whose product is annotated as syntaxin binding protein 1a. The record is from RefSeq and is a predicted model, not a curated record. Gene Ontology annotation, biological process: vesicle-mediated transport. Lineage: Eukaryota; Metazoa; Chordata; Actinopteri; Cichliformes; Cichlidae.
CGAUCAGAGAGGAGGAGGAGGAGGAGGAGAGAGAGAGUAAGCAGAGGGUAAUCAGUCGGUCCAGCACUCAGAGGCAGCAUCAUGGCACCUAUCGGAUUAAAGGCGGUGGUCGGCGAAAAGAUUAUGAACGAUGUUAUCAAGAAGGUGAAGAAGAAGGGAGAAUGGAAGGCUCUGAUUGUGGACCAGCUGAGCAUGAGGAUGUUGUCAUCCUGCUGCAAGAUGACAGACAUCAUGACAGAGGGCAUCACCAUUGUGGAGGACAUCAUGAAACGACGAGAGCCACUGCCGAGCCUGGAGGCCAUUUACCUGAUUACACCCACAGAGAAGUCUGUCCACACCGUCAUUGCAGACUUCAAAGACCCUCAUUCAUCUAAAUACAAGGCAGCCCAUGUUUUCUUCACUGACUCAUGCCCCGAUCCUCUCUUUAAUGAGCUGGUGAAGAGCCGGGCUUCCAAAGUCGUCAAGACUCUGACGGAGAUCAACAUCGCCUUCUUGCCCUACGAGUCUCAGGUGUAUUCUCUGGACAAUCCAGAUGCCUUUCACAGUUUCUACAGCCCUCAUAAGACCCAGCUGAAGAACCCAGUGAUGGAGAGGCUGGCCGAGCAGCUGGCGACGCUCUGUGCCACCCUGAAAGAGUAUCCUGCUGUCAGAUACCGAGGGGAGUACAAGGACAACGCCACCCUGGCCCAGCUGGUUCAGGACAAACUUGAUGCAUACAAGGCUGAUGACCCCACCAUGGGAGAGGGUCCGGAUAAGGCUCGCUCACAGCUGAUCAUUCUGGAUCGGGGAUUUGACCCCGUCUCACCUGUCCUGCACGAGCUCACCUUUCAGGCUAUGGGCUACGACCUGCUGCCCAUUGAAAAUGACGUCUACAAAUAUGAGACCAGCGGCAUCGGAGACUCACGUGAGAAAGAGGUCCUUCUGCAUGAAGACGAUGACCUGUGGGUGAGCCUGAGACACAAACACAUAGCCGAGGUGUCCCAGGAAGUGACACGCCAGCUGAAAGACUUUUCUUCCAGCAAGAGGAUGAACACCGGAGAGAAGACCACGAUGAGGGAUCUCUCCCAGAUGCUGAAGAAGAUGCCUCAGUACCAGAAGGAGCUCAGCAAGUACUCCACUCACCUGCAGCUGGCUGAGGAUUGCAUGAAACAUUACCAGGGAACAGUGGACAAACUUUGCCGUGUGGAACAGGAUCUGGCUAUGGGCACAGAUGCUGAGGGAGAGAAGAUCAAAGAUCCCAUGAGGGCCAUUGUGCCCAUACUGCUGGAUGCCAAUGUCAGCACAUAUGACAAGAUCCGCAUCAUCCUGCUUUACAUUUUCCUUAAGAACGGCAUUACGGAGGAGAACCUCAACAAGCUGAUCCAGCAUGCUCAGAUUCCCCCCGAGGACAGUGAGAUCAUCACCAACAUGGGUCACCUGGGCGUCCCCAUCAUCACAGAUUCCACCCUCCGCAGAGGGAAAAAGGUCGACAGGAAGGAGCGUGUGAGCGAGCAGACCUAUCAGCUGUCCCGCUGGACACCACUGAUCAAGGACAUCAUGGAGGAUGCUAUUGACGAUAAACUGGACACCAAGCACUAUCCUUACAUCUCUACCCGCUCCUCUGCCUCCUUCAGCACCACUGCAGUCAGUGCUCGGUACGGCCACUGGCACAAGAACAAGACACCCGGAGAGUACCGCACUGGGCCACGUGUCAUGGUAUUCAUUAUCGGCGGCGUGUCUUUCAGCGAAAUGCGCUGCGCCUAUGAGGUCACACAGGCCAAUGGGAAGUGGGAAGCCAUCAUUGGUGCCACCCACAUGCUCACCCCCACCAAAUUCUUAAAGGACCUGCAGCAUCCCGACUUCCGAGAGUCCACUAGGGUGUCCUUUGAGGACCCUGAGCCCUCAGCCGAGUGAGGCAGAGACAGAUUGGGAGGGAGGGAGAGAGAAAUCACACAGAAAAAAGAUCGACCCACAUCUUCACUCCCACCAGCCUGCUGGAGCAGCUCAAGGCCAUGAACAAACCAGACGAGGAAGUGACGAGCUAAAAAUC